CAUGUCUUGCGAAGAAGUUCUCCCUUUUUCGCUACCUUCCGUCUCUGACGCGUCAGUGGUAGCGGAGCGUCCGCUUGCUCCACCAGGCCUCCAGUUCCCGCCGCCAUGCCGGCGGACUGCAGUUGCGAGAAAGCUAAGGACGGCGGCAACGCGAUGACGAUGGAGACGAAGGGCCGAGAGGCCCAAGAUGCAGUGGCGCCGAACGCCACAGGAGGUUCAACAAAACAGCAGAUGCGCGAGUUGUCCCAGAUGUUCCGGGAACACAUCGGCGAGGCCGUCAAGCAGGCCGUGAGCGCAGGAUCAAAAGGUGCGAUUCGACACGCUCUUGGCGCAGCAGCAGACAGCGAGGCCUCCGACCCGUGGGAGAAGAUAGACCGGUGGUCGAGGCGAGUGCUGGGGAGACAGUGCGCGAUAGGAACCGGGAGGCUGGCGGACCGCUUCCUGCGACGCGUGGUGGGGCUCCUCGGCUCACGCGGAUUGGAGCCAGAUUGACAGCAGGUUGGGCGCCAACGCCGACUGGGCGAAGAGCUCCGACGACAAGACGUGGAAUGCCGGUCCUGACUGGGCGGGCGGCUCGUGGGGCCAAGGAUCAUGGGAGCGGCCGGACAUGUCCGACCCAGAUCCUUGGCUCGGGUGGGGCGAGCGUCUUUUCUGGCGAAGAGAUAUCCAGCGAAGGCUUGCAGGCGCAGGGGUCAUGGUGGGUCGCCGCUCGGACCGCAUACUCAAGAUAAUUGAGCUCGGAC
Molecule: messenger RNA, 743 nt
Organism: Prorocentrum cordatum
Lineage: Eukaryota; Dinophyceae; Prorocentrales; Prorocentraceae
Source: the annotation of a GenBank genome assembly